Pocillopora meandrina is the source of this 8308-nucleotide messenger RNA. NCBI's taxonomy places the organism in Eukaryota, Metazoa, Cnidaria, Anthozoa, Scleractinia, Pocilloporidae. The record is from the annotation of a GenBank genome assembly.
GAUCGAUCGUCAGCGUAUUUUUGUUGUCGAGUGCUCAUUUCGCUAGAAGGUGCAAUUACUGCCAAUUUGCCCUACUGACAAGAACCAAGACGUAUUCAUGACGAGAAUGGAUGAUGAAGAUAUCGUGAUCUCAGGAUAUCUGCGGAAAUCGCCUCCAGAAAACAAAUUUAAAGUCAGCUCGGUAAGCGAUUAUGUAAAAUGCCGUGUAAUUAUUUAAUACCUUGAUUUUGUAAGUUUAAAUUCGAGUGCAUUUGGUCGUUAUCAAGAUAUGAAGCCUGUGAGGUUCAUCCAUACUUAUUUUAUAUGCUAAGUGCUUCAUCAAUACCCAGUUUCCGUUCCUAGCCUGAGACGGUUUUGAACAAUUGUUUAAUCAGGGACUUCGUUGUAGCGUACGCUGGUUGACUGAUCUUUGGUCGAUCGGGGCUUCUAUCAAUGAAGCGAGCUGAUCGAAAGAUUCUAUCCGGCAUGCUAACCCUACCAUGUUUGAAGUGUUUCCGAUUUUAACUCCCUUAUAAUGAUUCGGGGUUUUGCAAGGUAUAGAUUACGAACAACAGACUAUGAUAAACAAUUAAGAUGUUAGUGGCAUUGCUUAAUCUACAAGGUGUUCAUGGUUGCUAAGACUUCCGUAGGCCAUCAGUUUAAUUAGGGAAUCCUUUCGAACGACAAAUGAUCUCACCGGUUUUUCCCGUUGCAACAAAGGGAAUACUGAAAGUCUUAAGCAACCCUUCUGUCCAUACUGGAAUUAUUCCUUUUUCGCUAUGAAUAUUACUCCGACAAUUCUCAUCUCUCGGAACGCAGAAGUGUUCAUUAAUGCAAACGUUUGUCAUAUGAUUAGUCAAUGAAGAUAUAUUUACUACCGAGUGUUGUGUUUGUAAAGGGGAUUAAUCUGUAAAUGAGAGCAAAGUUUCUCUAAAGCAUGCGAGUUUCAACUUGUUAGCCUGCGGGCUUUUGCAAUAGUGGGUUUAUUGAAAACACAUCACAUAAAUUUGCAAUACGAGAUACGAAAAGGUCUAUUACCCUAGCAAUAUCAGAAGUCAAAAUAAUUUCGUCCUUGCUGUUAGAGAACUUUGCAAAUUUUAACCGUGGUAAACUGUGUUUGCUUACUAUGUCUCUAAUACGUUUUCUGAAAAAUUCAGCUUUUAAUUUCUAUAUCUUGUCAUUGUGGAAAGUUGUUGCUAACAUGUUUACUAAAGAAAUUUAAAUAUAGAACUUCCUAAUUAGUAUUAAUAGUUAAGCCUAAAAAUGUCGUAAAUUGUUAACACAGAGGAAUAAGGAAGGAGGAAGGCAUUUCUUAGAAAACUACUAUUUCAUUUUCUGAGGUGGACUUAUGCUGUAUAUGGUGUUAUUUUUCAGAGACAUAUUUCAUUGCAGCUAAAAUUUGUAAGUUACUGUGUAAACUUGAUAACUUUCUUGUUAGCUAAAAAUUCACAUAAAUUUGCCUGGAGGGUUUGAUAAAUACUUAAUGUUUAAGUUGAUUCCUACUAAGUUUUGAGUUUGAAACAUUCCUAGCUCAGUUUUCAAGGAACUAGUGUUAAUUUUGUAUAUUGUUUCCUUCCAAAUUCUUUUUGUCAUUAUAUAAAAUUAAUAAUUGUUGAUUUAAGCUCCAGGAAAUAAUUUGGUCAGUAUUGCACGUCAUGUAGACAAGCAUUUCCUUGAUAUGUAAUUUGCAUGCACUUAAUAUAACGUACGUGUAGUUGGUUUCAGUGACUCAUCAAUAUUUGCUGUUGGCUGUUUUUUGUCACAUCUGGUCUGAAAUUAAAAAAAAAAACAUCUAAAAACAUCUUUCCUUAAUUGGUUCUUUUCUCUUGGAAUAAAGGCCCUCUCAAGUUGCAUUAGCAUUAAUGUAAAUUAUGGCUUGCUCUGUUUUGUUUUUCUGAAUUAUUUGCAUUUUUUGGCACCUGUGAGAAGUUAUUUAUAGUAAACUUUUGAUUUCAAUAUCACAUCUUAGAAAUGAAUAACAAGGUAGUUUGACAAUUAUCUAAUUUAAGGUUAUUAAGUUUUUGUUGUGCUUGGUGAAACAUAACAAUCUGUCAUGAUUGAAUGUAUUACAGACAAAAUUAACUCUAAUUGGAUCAUGUUUUUUGCUUGGUUCUAACGUUGUUUUUAUGUCUUUUGUAGUGGCAGAAACGCUUCUUUGUUUUGCACAGAAAUCAAAAACUUCAGUAUUAUAAGAGUGACAAAGACAAAAGGCCAAUAAAAGAUGCGCUUAACUUGGGGAAUUGCAAGUCUGUUGAGUCACAUUUAACAAACUCAAAAUUCAAGAAUGUGUUCAGUAUUGCCAUGGAGACAAGAACAUACUAUCUUGUGGCAGACUCGGAAUUGGAAAUGGUAAACUGGGUGGAUAAAAUCUGCGAUGUUUGUGGAUUUUCAAGGACAGAUACUAAAAAUCAAGGUUAGAUAUUUUGAGUAGGAAAUAAUGAUGUUAGACUGACAGUAAGUGCCAUGCUGUUGUGAAAUUUUUGGUAUGUUUUUUCCAUGAUUUACUAUUUUUAUAUAUUUUUUUGUGAUUGAAUGUCCUCGCAUUGAGUCCAAAAUGAAAUGAACAGAAUCAGAACAAGGAUAAUGAAAGCAGUUUAAAAGAAUUACAACAUCGUUCCAAAAGCUUCACUUUUGAGUGCAUUUUUUUCCCCUUUUUGUGAAUAAAAAAAGUUGGCUUGUAAAAUUAGUGACCUCUAACUUAUUUGCAUUUUUCUUCCUUUUAGAUGCAAGCUCCCCUCAGAGAACAAACACACAUCUGCCAUCUCCCGUACAUUCACGUCCGAUUGUUGCUGCUAGACCUAGGCCAACAAGUCCUGUUGGAUCUCCUUCUGGCAAUUUAUCACCCUUAUCUCCAACAGGUCCUUGUCCACUUUCCAUUCCCAAACACAUAAUGGAUGAAAGAAACAAAACCAGGUCAAUAAGUGAUCCUCCAGACCCUUCUACAAUCCCUCAAGUUUACCGUGAUAAACAGAGGAGGCAGUCAGAACAAAUUGGAAGCCUUACAUGUCCCAUGAAUGUACAUAGUGGACGGCACUCCCCUUCUGGUGUAUCACCAAGGCAUAACAUGGCCACGACUUGGGGUCCAUCUGAAACUUAUGAUGUGGUACCUUCUCCAAGAAGUGUAUCUCAAGAGCCAUAUGACACUUUACCUAGUCCCCAGAGAGUUCCGGAAAUAGAUGAUAAUUAUGAUGAUGUACCCAUUCCUCGACCAAUCAACUCCUCUGCUCAUCCUUCUUCACCAAGAGUGAAACCAAAUGCUUGCCUUUUGUCUCCUACACAAGAUGGCUAUGAUGCUGUACCUCUUCCACGUCCAGUCUCUCAGGCUAGUAACAGAUCAUCACAGGAUGUGUAUGACAUGGUGCCUCCUCCAAGGCCAACAUCUUCUUGUAGUGAGACACAGGAGGACCAGGGGCUGUAUGAUGUACCUCCUACACUGAAGUCACCUGAGAGAGAAAACUACGAUUUUGUUCCACCUCCCAGGCGAGCAUCUGCUGUAGAUGAGCAAGACGGCCAAAGUUUUUAUGACAUUCCUCCUCUCACCAAGAUGUAUGAACAGGAAAACUAUGAUGUUGUUCCUAUUCCAAAGCCAAUAGGAAAAAAGAAUGCACAUGUUAGCCAGGGUCUCUAUAGAGCACAAGAAAGUGAAAAUUACGACAUUGUUCCUCAACCAAGACCAGUAUCUUCAGGAAGUGACCUGCAAGAUGGCCAAGAAAUCUAUGAUGUUCCACCUUGUGGAAGACUAUCGGAACAGAGUGAUUAUGACACCCCACCACCUGUAUACAGACCCAGACAUUCCCAGCAGGAUGCAUCAAAGGAAAAUUAUGAUGUUGUACCAUUACCGCGCCCUACAUCACAAGAUGUAUAUGAUGUUGUUCCCCCAGCAAGACCAGCUCGUGUUACAAGCUUGCCAAUGGAUAAAAACAAUCAGGACCCCCGUUUUUCAGACAGUUAUUGCCCCCAGACUGAUGAAGAUUCUUCUGAUGUUUACAACUGGGUACCACCUCCAAUACCAUCCCCACAUCAGUCUCAAAAUGAUUAUGACACGUUACCAAAAACUAACCGUCCUGUCAGUGCAGAUUCUGGGCUGAAUGCCUCAUUUUCAAGCAUUAGUUCCUUGAAAUUUGAGAACCAGGAUGAAAAGUAUGAUGCACCUUUACCUCCAGUUCCAAAAGACAGAGACUCUGGGUCUCUAAGUGAUGAGACUCCCGAUUAUGACCUUAAUUCUGAGGAUAUUUAUGACAGGCCACCAAAUUUAGCAUCUAGAGACUCCAAUUAUGAUGUUCCUCCAAGGCAAGAAGCUACCUAUGAUGUGUUACCCACACAUCCAACUGAGUUGUAUGAUGUCCCUCCAACAUACACUGAUGAUAUUUACGAUGUGCCUCCACCAGCAAUCCCCAAUCAAGGUAUGCAGGUUAUCUAUUAUUGACUCUUUGACUCCCAGAAGUACUGUCCAGUAGUUAGCACUUAACUUCUCCCAAUAUGUCCAUACAUAAUCCAGCAAACAUACAAUAAGAAGACUCGGACUUAUCAGGAAGAAGUUGUUAUCUUGACCAGUAACAAGAAAUUCUCACAACUACUUAGCAAGGAAAUUUGUAGCAGCUAGAGAGGAGAAUUAAUUAUCAGAUCCUGGAAGUGAACCUUUUACAGCCUAACAUCAGUAUGGAUAAUCUCUACACUGUUAUUUAUAAAUUUCGUGAGGUGUUUAUAGGGAGAACUUGUUUAACAAUCAAGAGCUUGUUUUGUUGGUGAUCAUUUCCUCUAUUCUCCUGGUCUUUACUGAAGGAUUCAGCAGUAUUAUUGUAAGGAGAAAAUAGAUGCUGGUCACUUUUAGGGUUUAAAGGGUUAAAAGGUUUAGAGAUUUGUUUUGUUUCUUUUGUGGUAAGAGCAAUCCAUUCACCUAUCACCAGCCAGUUGUAAAAAAGAAAACAUUUAAGGUUAUUUUAACUUCUGGUGCAUGUCAGUAGGUUAAUCACUUGGACAGACAGCAUGAAAAAGUACAGUUCAACAGGCUUUGACAGUUAGUCAGUCCAUGUCAGAACACUCCUCCCCUUUGUAUAGGAAAGAGUUGGUAAUUCACCUGGUAACCUUGUGGUGCUUUCACUUAAGAAAAAAAUCCAUGUAGCAAAAUCAUGUCAAAUCAUUUUCUAGAACAUGAGUGUAAAGAUGUUAAGAUCAGAGAAAGUAUAGAAUAAAAAGAUUGGUCUAUACCUGGCUUAAUUUAAUGACAACAUGUACAUCAAUUAGCUUUUACCAUCUACUUAAUUUUUAAAUUGGAGUGUAUGGAUUUUUGAAAAGUGAAAAUUUUUUGGCUGUCUUGACAAUUUUGUUGCACUUCUACUUGUGUAUUGGAUGGGAACUGGGAACAAACUUGUAAAUGAACAUUGAAAGGUAAAUGAUGUAUUAUAGGAGGGAAGUUUUCUAUUCUUGAAUUAGACUUUCUUUGGCUGUUUCAUUGAAAGAAAAAUGUGUUAUUGGGGGUAUACACUAUACCUUAAUGCAGCAAAAAAUUCCACUUUGAUUAAUAUUUGAUUUUAAAAGUUUUAUGUCAUUUGGUGAAUUCAGGUGGAAACACAGCAGCACCAACGGUUGAUCGCACGCUUAAAAGACCACCACAAGUCAACAGAGCUAUUAAGCCAAGGACUCAGGCAUCACAAGACCACAGUUACUGUAACAUGGCACCACCUGUUGAUAGACAAAGCAAGUACAAGAGAAACGCUAUGCCUAAGCCAGAGCAUAGUUACAUAAACUAUCAAUCGCAACCACGUCCUCAGAAUCUGCCCCUUGUGAGGAUUUUAAAUAACAACCCAUCCGUUGGGUCCUUGCCGAGCCAGCGGAACAUGCGGCAAUCUGGGGGUGCAGUUGACGAUUUAGAAUAUUGUGAAAUGACGCCCACAAGAUCACAGUGGACAAGAUGCUAUAGUCUUGAUAAAGAUGGAUCAUACAAGCCACUUGGUAAUGAUCAAUUUUAUGAGGACAUGUCAGCAAUGCAGAGCAGGAGGCUCUCUGGUGCAAAGAGCAGCUCCUCCUCAUCAUCCUCUCUGGCUGAGAAUGAUGAUGUUUACACCACCAUGACUCCUGGCCAUGCCUCUUCACCAAUGCCAGUAAGUGGUGAUUGUUGUAUCAAGUCAAAUACCAAUGCAGUAAAUUUGCAGCAUACUAAAUUAUGUGAGCAGAUCCCAUUUUAAACAAAGGUUUAACAGAAGCUGUUUUUCAGGCUUCCAUUCUUUUACCUGGGAAGGAAAAGGGGUAGGGGACUGGGUCUAUGUUGAUGUUGAGGAUGACCUCUUGGAUGUCACAUAUUAGAGGCUUAUAUUGUACAUUUGUACCCCUUAACUUCUGCUUACCACCAAUUAUAUUUAGAUGGAACAGAGGAAAAGAAAAGAUCUUCUGUAUGCAGAGGUAGAGAUUGUGGACAGUCCUCAGCACAAGCCUCAGGCUGCUGCGGUAAUCAAGAAAUCUAAUAACACCCACUAUACCUACAUAAAUGAGGAAUCUACCAGAGCUCUUCUGCAAACCUCUAAUGCGCGAAGAGGGAAUCGCUGAGUGGGUGAAUACAAUUGAUCAAAAAACAAACAUUGCAAUAUUUAACAAUAAAUGAUUUCUCCCUUUUUUGGAUAAUGAAGGGGUUCUGUUAUGACAUAGAGAAAAAAAGAGAGAAAAAAUUAAAGAAAAUCAUAUUGAGGAUUAUGCAGCUUGUCAUUUUGGUUUGUUUCAAACACUCACAAAUAUUUUUUUUUUAGAGAAAUAUGGCAUGAUGUUAGUUCAUCUAUUUAAAGUUGAAAUUGUAUGAAUGCAAUAAACUCUUUUUUUUUUUUUAAGAAGACUCAAAUGUACAGUAUGCAAGGUGUAGUGAUUCCAGUGAUAUCAUGAUACAUCAUGAUUCCUAACAAAGUAACUAGUAGAGGUUUUUUUUUUAUUUUUAGCCUUAUAUUUGAUUUUGAAUACAGAAUUUAAAAAUUUUAUUUGUCAGUGACAAUUUACUUACCUGCACAAUGUAUAUAUCAUUUUGUACAGGUAAAUUGUUUAAUCAACAAAUGUAUAGUAGAUGGUAUCAAUAUGACAAAUUAAUUUACUUAGACAUCUAAGUAUACAAAUAUUUUCCUCUUUUAUCAAUAAAUUUAUAAUGCACAAAGAAGGAGUGAAUUUGGAACCUGAUAAUUGUGAUUCUUUGCAAAUAAAACUUAAAAAACAUUUUUAAAGUGAAAUUGCAUUGCCACCCUCUGAUUUUAAUUUUUUUUAGUAGAGUAUUGUCCGUGCAUGAUAUUUUUACAUAGUUGUAAAGCAUGAUGCAAUUUAAAGUAGAGUGAUUUUGAAAGUAAUAGAACUUAAAAUGUUCUGUUUCACUCUUGAACUGCAUCACAAGAAUACUGCAAUGUUGUGGUACAUUGUUAAGGUGUUUGGGAGCAGUUGUAAUUUUUCUAAUCUAGAAAUUAGAGAAUAGUUGACAACUGACAAGGCCAAAGGCUCAAGUAAACUGUAAAUUUUUUUAAAUUUAGUUUCUCUGGGUCAGCUUAAAGAUGCCAAGUACUGCAGUUACUAAGAAUGCAUGUGAGCAUUGAAGUAUUAGUCAGAAUGUGGGCAUUGUUUUAUGACCUUUGUUACCAUAAUUUUUUGAGAUAAUUGAUGCAUACAAUAGUUGCUGUAAAUGUAAAUAAUUGCUGCAUCAUUUUUAAUUAGUUCUGUUUUGUAGAGAAGUAACACGUAAAUUAAUCAUUACUGGUGCUGAUAGUGGAAUAGGAGUCGCUAUCUAAAAAUGUUACCUAGCAGUGAUUAAAUCUCCUUACUUUUCGAGGCUUAGCGCGCUGAAAUUGGUUAUGGUACUGUUCUUAUUAAAUUUAGUAACUAGAUAAAUAACUAAGCGUAUCUUAAAUUUGUAGAUGAAAUCCUAAUUGUUAUUGAGUAUCUGCUAAAUGGUUUUGUACAUUUUUAUUGAAUUUCCUUAUAGUGUGGUUAAUAGAAAUACCAAUUUUUAAGCUUACAGUUAUUGGUGAUCAUGGUAGGCUGCAAUAAUUUGAUAGCUACUUAAGUCUUUUGAUGAUGGCUACAACUUCAAAUAAAAGGGGAAAUGUCUGUUAUAUGCUAGAGUUUUUAAACAAAAUUUGGAAGUGUCCAUCAUGAAGUUUGAAUAAUAAAUGUAUUAUUAUAUAGUCAUCAUAAUAUUAUAUAUUUUUAUGUGAGCAAAAUUAAAUGACUAUUUACCUAACUGGUUCCCUUUGAAAUGGUCUUUUUAGUUAAUGUUUUUGUACAAAGUUUUGUAAAUUUAUUUUUUAUAGUAAAAGUUUGUGUUAGAGAGCUGCUGUGAUGUUGAUGAAACAUAAUAAAGAGGAAC